GAAACGAACUUUCUCAAAUCCCCGACGCCCAAAAUCUCUUCUUCCUCUUCAAAACCCUAGAUUUAGCUUUUCUCCUCAAUCGGCCAUGGCGACUCCACCGUCUUCUACAGCUCCGCCGUCCGCCUCCUCCCAAUUCACCUACUCCAACGCCUCAUCCUCCUCCUCCUACUUCCCAAUGCCCUUUCACCUCCAGCAACCCCAAUACCCCGCGCCUUACACCGCCGCCGCCCCACCAGCCCCCGCCGUCGUCUACCCCGCUCCCGCUCCCGCUCCCGUCUACUCUCUCCCCCAGCAGUAUCAACAGGCUCAGCAGCUAUUUCAAAGGGACGCGCAGACGAUCACGCCUGAAGCUCUUGAGAGUGUGAAGGCUGCUCUUGCAAAUAGUGAGAUUGAGCACAAAGCUGAAGCUAAGAAGAAGGCGAUUCCUCGAAAAGCUGCCGGGCAGGCUUGGGAGGACCCAACCCUCGCAGAGUGGCCUGAAAAUGAUUAUCGCCUAUUUUGUGGUGAUCUUGGUAAUGAGGUGAACGAUGAUGUUCUUUCAAAAGCAUUUUCUCGAUUUCCUUCCUUUAACAUGGCCAGAGUUGUCAGAGACAAGAGGACCGGCAAAACUAAGGGAUUUGGAUUUGUUAGCUUUGCUAACCCUUCAGACCUGGCUGGAGCACUCAAGGAAAUGAAUGGCAAGUAUGUGGGGAAUCGGCCUAUUAAACUUCGCAAAAGUAACUGGAGGGAGAGGAUAGAUUAUGAUGCAUUAGAGAAACAAAAGAACUUCUCGCAUAAGAAGCCGAAGCUUUCAAAGAAGAGUAUAUUACACAAAUGAGCCCAGAGAAUUUGAAAACAUGAUGGUGAAUAUGGAGAUCUAUGAAGUGAAAGUACCUAUGCCUCUUAUUCUUCAUUCCUCAACUCCAACUUGCCCCUCCUGAUAAUCAAGUUGCUGUAGGGAGAUGUGAAACUUAAUGAUGUUAAUUUCAAAGAAUGGCUAGAAUGCGCUACAAUAUUGAAUUGUGAGGGUGUCUAGUCGUUCUGUGUUCUUAAGUCUAUUGCUGUCUCAGCUGUUGUCCGAAUGAGAGAGAGAGGACUUGGAUCCCUUACUCGGAAUGUACCCGACUAAUUGUUCAGUGUACACUACAAACUUUAGCUUCUUUAUAAUAGUUUCGUGAAACAAUAAAAAUAAAACCAUGGUCUUACAUACAAAAAAUAAUAAUAGUUUUUGGUUGCCUUGUGGGCGGUAUUGACAAGAGUGA
Rosa chinensis is the source of this 1241-nucleotide messenger RNA. RefSeq names its product RNA-binding protein 42. The coding region runs from base 86 to 817 and encodes 243 amino acids. Gene Ontology annotation, molecular function: mRNA binding. NCBI's taxonomy places the organism in Eukaryota, Viridiplantae, Streptophyta, Magnoliopsida, Rosales, Rosaceae. The transcript is spliced from 6 exons. The record is from RefSeq and is a predicted model, not a curated record.